Molecule: messenger RNA, 2094 nt
Organism: Nilaparvata lugens (brown planthopper)
Lineage: Eukaryota; Metazoa; Arthropoda; Insecta; Hemiptera; Delphacidae
Exons: 5
Coding region: 504-1220 (238 amino acids)
Source: RefSeq, a predicted model, not a curated record
CUUUGUUUGGAAAAAUCAUCUAUCUCAAUCCAGCAUUACAAUAUUCAAGUUAUUAGCAGAAAUUAAUAAAGCUGCUAUCAGGGAGAACACAAUAUUCAUUCAGCAUCUAUUAAUGAGCAAAAUUUGCUUAUCAUAACUUCCCUCUAUAUUUUCAGAUCCUCAUUUGUGAUUACUGUCUUUUGAAUAAAAGAUUUUUGUUGGCUUGUAUAUCUUGUGGUCGAGAAAUUGGAGAGGGAGAGGGCUUUUCCUCCUAUCGCACUUCCACGUCUUCGUCGGACUUGGAAACUAUAAAAUCAUCACAUCAUGUGAUUCAGAACAUCAUUAAAAAUAAAUCCAAGACAAAAGCCCUGGAUCAGAAACAUGACGAUAAAACUUCGUCUUCCGAGAGUGAAAUUAAUUCUCCUGGCUUGGUUCAUUAUGAAGGUGAUAAUGAUACAGAGAAAGUUGAUAAUAUUGGUGAGGGUAAUCAAGAUUCAGAAAGAAAUAAGUUGGAUAACGUUGAAAUGUCUGAUGAUAAUGAAAAAACAGAUGAUAAUAAUAAUGAGAGAGAUGGAGAGUCAGAAAGGAAAGACGAAAAGGAUCAAAAGGAAGAUGACACUAAAGAUGAUGAGAAUAGUGAUCCAGAUGAAAAAGACAAGGAUGACAAGGAAGAUGUUGAUGGUGAUGAUAAUGGUGACUCAAGUCCUAAAGAUCCAAAUAACAGAGACUCGAAUUCAAAAGACAAAGACCAGGGUGAUUCUGGAAGCAGAAAUAAUAGCUUCCAGGGUAAUAAUGAGGGAGGUGGAAAUGAUGAUGCUGGGGGAGAAAAUGGAAGCACUGAUAAUAAAUCUGAUACAAAUUUGAAUGAAGCAGGAACCAUUGACGGUAGUAAUGCUAAAGAUAGCAGCUCAGCUGACCGCGAGGUAAUAGAAAACUCUGUUUCUGUGGGGGAUCCAGAGAAUUCACUAGAAACUGAAGAAAAAAGUAAACGCAUUGAAAUGGAUCUGGAAACUUUCUAUGUUCUUAUGAAUCCAACAACGAUGUCCAAUAAUUUCUUCAAAACUCUGGUACCCAAUGCUAUGCCUAUCUACAAACCUCGCUAUUAUGAUUCUACAUUCAUCAGUACAACCGAUUUAUUUGAUGGAGAGCCGUUAUCUUGGAAUUCACCUGUGCUUCCUUUCUCGCCUUUCCCUUUAGUCAAGGAUCAACUGCUUGAGCGAUGCAUGGGUGUAUGUGAAUGAUGAGUUGGUGGAGAGGAUUAGAGACCCAGAUGGACUGGCAACCAUUGUUUCAAACCUUGACACAAAGUUCGUCAAUUUGAUAACAGUUGUGAUGCUGGACCCGGAUUGUCUUCACUGCCUCAUGGAUACCAUUUGUAUUUCGGCUGUCAAUAGCAAAACUCAGAAAAAAAUUACAAACUAUUAUCAAUUAUUAGAAACGGGGAAUGAUAAUGAUUCAAGCUCAUCCUCUUCUGAAGACGUUCCUAAUGCUAAACAUAAAGCUGAGGUUAGUUAAAAGUAGAUUAUAAGCAAAGCUUUGAAUUAAGCUCUCCUGAUGAGGCGAAGUACUCAAUCACAUUUUCAUGUGAGUGAGGAAUCUUGCCUUUAAAAGUGUCCUUUUAUGUACAGCUUUCACUCAUAACAAACCAUUUUAUAAUACGAUUAAUAAUCAUUCAUUCAUUAGGUUUUACUCUUCUGCAGUUUUUUCAACCGUUUUUUUUUAUUAGACUUUCAAUAAUUGUUUAACAAUAACUAUAUUGAUAAUACAAAUAAUAGCUCUACGGUUGUCUCUAGUCCUAGAAGACUAAAUCAAGUUUUCAAGAAAAUAACAAUUAUUUUUAUUUGUUGUAAAAUACAAAUCUCUAGUCCUUGUGAUAUUGAUAUUUAUUAUCAUAAUCACAGAAAAUGUUACAUAUAAACGUAAGAUAUCAAAAUGUGCCUUGUUAAAAUAAUGGCAAUAAGAUUUAUACUGUUGGAGUUCUCAUUGGUUUUAUUUGUUGAUUUUUCUGUUCUAUUAUAUUAAGCACUUUGUAAAAACUCUGCACGUAUAAUGGCUCGAUCAUUCAUUGAAAAUGAUAUAUUUUUGUAUAAUUAAAAACUCCUGAUUAUUGAUGAA